This is a messenger RNA of Acromyrmex echinatior (Panamanian leafcutter ant), 953 nucleotides long. It is a transcript of the gene Ip259, whose product is annotated as NSA2 ribosome biogenesis factor-like IP259. Lineage: Eukaryota; Metazoa; Arthropoda; Insecta; Hymenoptera; Formicidae. The record is from RefSeq and is a predicted model, not a curated record.
CUCUCUAAUUAUCAUGGUCGAAUGAUAGUUCCAUCUUCAUCUCGUGUUUUCGUCAUAUUUUCGUUCCUACAGCGUAAUCAGAGAAAGAAUUAAUUCUAUGUGAGUAUAAAAAUUCAUAUAGAAAAAUGCCACAGAACGAAUAUAUUGAGAGGCACCGUAAGCUGCAUGGUCGCCGUUUGGACUAUGAAGAAAGAAAGAGAAAGAGAGAGGCUCGUGCUCCUCACAAACGAGCAGAGCGAGCCCGUACUUUGCGUGGUUUAAAAGCUAAAAUGUUCAACAAAGAGCGACGCAACGAGAAGAUUCAAAUAAAAAAGAAGAUUAGAGCUCAUGAAGAGAAGAAAGUAAAGGUGAAGUCUGACAAGUUGCCGGAAGGAGCAUUGCCUGUAUAUCUGCUGGAUCGUGAUGUUACAAAACGCGCGAAAGUGCUGUCAAACAUGAUAAAACAGAAACGAAAAGAGAAAGUUGGCAAGUGGGAUGUUCCAAUACCUAAAGUUAGAGCACAAUCAGAGAGUGAAGUUUUCAAAGUAGUGAGAAGCGGAAAGACGAAACGGAAAUCAUGGAAACGGAUGGUGACUAAAGUGACCUUUGUAGGAGAGAAUUUUACAAGGAAACCGCCGAAAUUUGAAAGAUUCAUCAGACCGAUGGCAUUAAGAUUCAAAACCGCACAUGUAACUCAUCCUGAGCUCAAGGCAACUUUCUCGCUGCCGAUUAUUGGCGUUAAAAAAAAUCCAAGUUCUCCUAUGUACACAAAUUUAGGUGUUAUUACCAAGGGAACUAUUAUUGAAGUGAAUAUUUCAGAAUUAGGUCUUGUAACACAAUCGGGUAAAGUUGUAUGGGGAAAAUUUGCUCAAGUUACGAAUAAUCCUGAGAAUGAUGGAUGUAUCAAUGCUGUUUUGCUUGUAUAAAUUUGUAUUACAAUUCCUAAAUUAUGAUUUUAUUGAUAAUUUUUGAAA